This is a messenger RNA of Artibeus jamaicensis (Jamaican fruit-eating bat), 2543 nucleotides long. It is a transcript of the gene SLC9A8, whose product is annotated as solute carrier family 9 member A8. The transcript has 16 exons. Bases 71 to 1801 code for a protein of 576 amino acids. Gene Ontology annotation, molecular function: sodium:proton antiporter activity. Gene Ontology annotation, biological process: regulation of pH; proton transmembrane transport; sodium ion transport. NCBI's taxonomy places the organism in Eukaryota, Metazoa, Chordata, Mammalia, Chiroptera, Phyllostomidae. The record is from RefSeq and is a predicted model, not a curated record. Gene Ontology annotation, cellular component: Golgi apparatus; membrane.
AAAGCGGGCCCUGCUAGCCCUGCGACUCGGAACUCGGUGGUCUUGGAGGAUCGGCAGGACGGGGGCGAAGAUGGCGGGAGAGGAGUUCCUCAACACAACUCAGGAAAGUUUCAAUGUCACCCUCCACACCACCCUGGUUGCCACGACGAAACUGGUGCUUCCGACCCCGGCCAAGCCCAUCCUACCUGUGCAGACGGGGGAGCAGGCCCAGCAGGAGGAGCAGUCAAGUGGCAUGACGAUUUUCUUCAGCCUCCUCGUCCUAGCUAUCUGCAUCAUAUUGGUGCACUUACUGAUUCGAUACAGAUUACAUUUCUUGCCAGAGAGUGUUGCUGUUGUUUCUCUAGGUAUUCUCAUGGGAGCAGUCAUAAAAAUUAUAGAGUUUAAAAAACUGGCAAAUUGGAAGGAAGAAGAAAUGUUCCGUCCAAAUAUGUUUUUUCUUCUGCUGCUUCCACCUAUUAUAUUUGAGUCAGGAUAUUCAUUACACAAGGGUAACUUCUUUCAAAACAUUGGUUCCAUCAUCUUGUUUUCUGUUUUUGGUACAGCAAUUUCCGCUUUUGUAGUAGGCGGAGGAAUUUAUUUUCUGGGCCAGGCUGAUGUAAUCUCUAAACUCAACAUGACAGACAGUUUUGCGUUUGGCUCCCUGAUUUCUGCUGUCGACCCAGUGGCCACCAUCGCUAUUUUCAACGCGCUCCACGUGGACCCGGUGCUCAACAUGCUGGUUUUCGGAGAGAGUAUCCUCAACGACGCGGUGUCCAUCGUCCUGACCAACACAGCUGAAGGUUUAACAAGAAAAAAUAUGUCAGAUGUCAGUGGGUGGCAAACAUUUUUACAAGCCCUUGGCUACUUCCUCAAAAUGUUCUUUGGCUCGGCCGCGCUCGGCACUCUCACCGGCUUAAUCUCUGCACUAGUGCUCAAGCACAUUGACUUGAGGAAAACGCCUUCCUUGGAGUUCGGCAUGAUGAUCAUUUUCGCGUAUCUUCCUUACGGGCUCGCGGAAGGAAUCUCCCUCUCGGGCAUCAUGGCCAUCCUGUUCUCCGGCAUCGUGAUGUCCCACUACACACACCAUAACCUGUCCCCGGUCACCCAGAUCCUCAUGCAGCAGACCCUGCGGACCGUGGCCUUCCUGUGCGAAACAUGUGUGUUUGCGUUUCUUGGCCUGUCCAUUUUUAGUUUCCCUCACAAGUUUGAAAUUUCCUUUGUCGUCUGGUGCAUAGUGCUUGUGCUGUUCGGCAGAGCGGUGAACAUUUUCCCUCUCUCCUACCUUCUGAAUUUCUUCCGUGAUCAUAAAAUCACCCCGAAGAUGAUGUUCAUCAUGUGGUUCAGUGGCCUGCGGGGUGCCAUCCCCUACGCCCUGAGCCUGCACCUGGACCUGGAACCCAUGGAGAAGCGGCAGCUCAUCGGCACCACCACGAUCGUCAUCGUGCUCUUCACCAUCCUGCUGCUGGGCGGCAGCACCAUGCCCCUCAUCCGCCUCAUGGACAUCGAGGACGCCAAGGCGCGUCGCCGGAACAGGAAGGACGUCAACCUCAGCAAGACAGAGAAGAUGGGCAACACCGUGGAGUCGGAGCACCUGUCGGAGCUCACGGAGGAGGAGUACGAAGCCCACUACGUCAGGCGGCAGGACCUCAAAGGCUUCCUGUGGCUGGACGCCAAGUACCUGAACCCCUUCUUCACACGUCGGCUGACCCAGGAGGACCUCCACCAUGGGCGCAUACAGAUGAAAACCCUCACCAACAAGUGGUACGAAGAGGUGCGCCAGGGCCCCUCUGGCUCCGAGGACGACGAGCAGGAGCUGCUGUGACGGAGCAGCACCUCUGCCUGGCCCCCAGGAUGGACACUCAGCAAGGGCAGCAGGGCACCUGCAUUUGGCGGCCCCUUCAGGGAAGAUGAGAGCCUGAGGCAGCCAAGGUGCUCGUCACCCGGACCGUGCAGGCCUGCAGAGCCAGCUGGCUUCUGAAACGCCAUCGCUCUUCUCCUCACCGAGCUGGACCUCUGCUUGCAGCGUGGCUCCCAGCUUGCAGGUCAGAGGGAACACCUGUCUAGGUAGAAGUCUCCUUUUGCUUCUGUAGCCGAGGCAAACAGUCAUAUGUCCAGCUGAGGCCCCGAGAGGAGGAGCCCUGCUGUGGAAGCUGCCCUGACUGGGUGUCCUUGGGCGCUGGUUUGCAGUCCACCAUGCCCAGCUGCUGCCACCACCGAGACCCCAGGAGCCAGCUGGGCGAGGAGCCAGCUGCCACUUGCCUCCUCAUCAUCAAGGCACCUGGGGCCUCGACGGCAGCAAGUCUGACCCAAGUGGCAGGCCCAGAAACCUUGAAAACCUCACACUCCCCUUGGUGAUGUUCCUUGUACACCCCGAGAAAGAAAAACCGAGUGACCUUUUUCUGCUGUACCUCUGGCUGGCACCUCACAGGCUGUCCCCCUGGGUGGCAGGCAGCCACCGCCUUCUCUGGGAAUACUGUGAAUGUUUACACUGGUAACCAGCACACCUGCGCAGGCCCUUCCCCUGAGCCCCUGUGGAAGCUGCUGGGGCUGGGGCUGGGGCUGGG